UUUCAUUAGGGCAAUCGAAAUUUGAGCUGUCAUGCUAGCUGUCCGAAACAGCGCGACCAUUGGUGUCGGCCGAAUAGCGACCGCCCGUUUAACCCCGUCCUGCCUCAUAAUAUCGGAGAGGCAUUCUUCGAAUGGCUCGAAAUCGGCUAAUGAUGUUGAGAUCCAGCCCUUAAAAGCCACCUCGCUAGCAAACUUGCGCCGAGGUACAGGAGGACGUUCGAGCUUUAAUGGCUUGGUCGUAACUGUUCUUGGGGCCACGGGUUUCGUCGGACGCUACGUUUGUAACAGACUCGGAAAAAUCGGUUCGCAGUUAAUUCUCCCGUACCGUGGCGAUAAUUAUGACCCUCUUCGCCUACGGUUAGUUGGUGACCUCGGCCAGGUCCUUUUCACUCCGUAUCAAGCGGUCGACUUAGAUUCUCUUCGCAAAAGUAUGCGCUAUUCGAAUGUUGUUGUCAACCUCAUCGGACGAGACUACGAGACGCGGAACUUCAAUUUUCAUCGAGUUCAUGUUGAGGUUGCUAGGAAUGUAGCCAAAAUAGCGAAGGAAAUGGGCGUAGAGCGGCUCAUACAUUUCUCAGCCCUGAAUGCGAGUGAAAAUCCGCCGAGUACCGUUAUCAAAGGAGGAUCGAAGUUUUUGAAAACCAAAUGGCUUGGCGAGCAAGCUGUUCGAGAAGAGUAUCCCGAAGCAAUCAUCUUCCGCCCCGCGGAUGUUUGGGGGCAAGAAGACCGGUUCAUGAGGUAUCACGCGAUGUGGUGGAGACGGCAAUCAAGCUUUUAUCCGCUUUGGAAAAAGGGUGACCAUGUCAUUAAGCAACCCGUGUAUGUCGGAGAUGUAGCUGGAGGGGUCGUAAACGCCAUCUUUGAGCGAAACGCCGAAGGCAAGACCUAUGAAAUCGUCGGUCCUCAAAGAUUCGUUCUUGGCGAGCUCAUUGAUUAUUUUCAUCGUGUGAUGCGGAAAAUGGACACCGAAUGGGGCUACAAGAGGUACGACAUGCGAUUCGAUCCGACAUAUUUCUUGAAAAUUAUCUUCAAUGAGAAAAUCAAUCCCGCGAGUCCUAUCAAUACGAUGACUUGGGAGAAGUUAGAGCGAGAAAACGUUACCGACACCUUGAGCGGUUUGCCGAGGCUGGAGGAUCUUGGCGUUUCACCACUGACGACGAUUCACGAACGCGCCAGCUGGGAACUUAUGCCCUACAACGCAUAUAAUUAUUACGAUGCCGAAUUGGACGAAUUUGCCAGACCCGAUCCUCCCCCAACUGUUGUGGAAUCUUGAGUGUGUUACCGGUUUUGUUCGCGGCUAUGGAUAAGUAGGAUUUUAUCGGUCUGCUCGCCACUGAUGUGAUUCCCCGUUCUUAUAAUCAGUCGCAGUAAUUGAGCCUCGGUUCUGUACAUGGGAAAGAAACCCUGUUUAAAAUAAAUGUUGCGUUGCUUUUUCUUUUUGUACGUCUCCUCAUGACG
This is a messenger RNA of Notodromas monacha, 1458 nucleotides long. The record is from the annotation of a GenBank genome assembly. Lineage: Eukaryota; Metazoa; Arthropoda; Ostracoda; Podocopida; Cyprididae.